AUGGCUCCUGCAUACCAAGCUGGCGACAACGUCGUCUUUCUGUACCAUUGUCUCGCAAAUGCCGCUGGAAAGAUCGACUGGAAUGCUGUGGCCAUCGCGACAGGAUCGACUAGGGCAGCAGUGGAGGUUCGCUGGAGGCGACUCAAGAAGAAGAUUGACGGCGACAUAGGCGCCGCACAACCAGCUACUGCAACACCUGCCCUUUCAGCUACCGCACCACCUCCGCAACCUGCUCAAGGACUGAAGGCAGGUCAGGGAAAGAAGAAGACCGCCGCAAGCCGCAAGCGCAAGAUCGAAGCUGUCGAGGAUGGAGACGACGAAGACGACGCAGAUGCCGCAGGACCUCCUCAAGUCGACGGCCAGAUUGACUUCAAGCCGUCUUCGUCUCGCCGCCGCACCAGGGGAAAGAAGUUGAAUUUUGACAUCAAGGCUUUCUUGGACAGUGAUGUUGAUUCUAGCGCCAUUCUGUCUUCAGGAGGAGAUGAGGACUAUGUUGCUGAUGUCAAAGUGAUCAAGUCAGAAGACGACGAUUCGCUUAUUUCCAGCCCGAGGGAUGAUCGGAAGGCGAAGGCGAAAGCGAAGCGGAUCAAGAAAUCGCAGCCAUUGUCCACCAAAGCGGCAGCACCCGUGAAACCGAAUGAAGUUCGACCAAAUCUCCCUGCUGUAUCCAAAGGAAACACUCAGUCCAGCAUGCAUCCCUCUGACAGACCACUUCCAAGCAUCGAGUACUCUCCGCCAGCUACUCCAUUGAGUGGUGUCUUCAUGGACGGGCAGCAAGGACUUGUCAAUGCCGACAGCGAAAUCACUCUGGAGAGCCUGAAACCCGGGAUGAUAAUCACGCUGCCUCCAAAAGGCCGGGCCCAUAUUUCCAAGAGCACCCCCGACGACACUGUGACCAUGCGAGAGUCGUCAUUCUCUCUUAUCUCGGCCUCGUCCGUAUCUGCCACGAGAUUUUCCACGGCUACAGACUCUGUCAACCAGAUGCUUCAACAGGAGCUAGCUAAUCAUGUCGAAAUCCGACCCGAGGACAGUGCCUCCAACGUUGCUGGUCAUGCAGAAGAAGACUCGACCCCUGCGAGGGAUGUGCCCACAGGUAAGGUUUGA
Molecule: messenger RNA, 1104 nt
Organism: Fonsecaea nubica
Lineage: Eukaryota; Fungi; Ascomycota; Eurotiomycetes; Chaetothyriales; Herpotrichiellaceae
Exons: 2
Coding region: 1-1104 (367 amino acids)
Source: RefSeq, a predicted model, not a curated record